UGUUGGUUUUGGAUGGAAGGGGGGUUCGUUAAAUUGAAAGAAAGAUGAUUAUUUCAGAAAGAAAACGUGCAAAUCGGAGAAAGAAAGAGACGAGGCGGGGGGAGGGGUGUGAGAGGAAGGGGGCGGUUAAUGAAUCAAAUUUAGGUCUGCGGCCCCUGUCGUGUACUUAACAACUGGUUCCGCGAUUUCAACGCGUGAGGACAACCUCUUUUUUUUUUCUUUGACAAACAAUUAUUUGUUCUACUUAAGACUAUCAGUGCUUUUUAAUAGUUUCAGUGAAUAUUUCUUACAGGCGGUAAGUUCCACGAUAGAAUACAGUACAGUGAAGACUGUUGUGGCGUUGUCGCUCAAUUUAUACUGCAAUCAUCGAUUGCAUUCUGCAGGAGGACAUUCAAUUGUGAUUAAUUAAUUAAGAAAAUAGAAGGAGUAUUUCAGCUUAUUACUCAUCGACAUCUACACGAGAAUAUGCGAGAAUACAAGAUUUUAUUUUAUUCUAGAUUAAUCCAUUAAGUGCAAGAUAGUUAAACUAGAGUUAUCAAUCCUUUGCUUGCAGGAAAAUUGAAAUUUGGCAUAUUCUCUUCGAGCGAAACAGUUUUUCGUGUAUAAAUUUAAAAUUUUGAACUUUGAACUAUGAACUUUAAACCAUGAAUCUGAUUUGACUAGCACAUUUCUUAUUUGACAUUUAAAUUAGUAUUAUAGGCCAGUGUAGAUUGUAACUGAAGUCUUAGUGUAUACUAUUGACAAAUGCUGUGCAAACGUUCCCACACCAUCAAUAUGUAAAGAGACGCGUUGAAAGCAAAGUAGAAGUGAACCGUUAACGGAGAGUGCAAACACUCAGGAGGUCGUCCAAACGGAGGAGUUUAGGCACUUAAGGAGGUCCCAUAGACGGAGGACCUUAGACACUUAACAGGAGGUCCAAUAUACGAAGGACCUUACAACUUAAAAUUGCACUAUGGACCUGAGCGUACGCAAGAGGACAGGCUACGACAUUGAAAGCCUGUUGGGUGACGUCACGCCGAGAUUUAUCGCCCAAGAUGACGUGAGCGCAGGCUAUAGGACAGCCAGUGAUUCACAGAUUGCCGGUACGUUUCAGAGUUCCAGGGUGGCCAUCUUGAGACCGGAAGUCGGAAAUACAUCGCCUGGAGGACAAUCACAACAAGAACUGUUCGUAGCCAGGCCGCCACCUGCGACGAAUUCACCCGGGGCUUUGACUUCCGUAAUUAGAAAGGAUAUUAUCAAAAUCGGCUCUGGCCUGGAAGAUAAUUUGUGUAAUGGAGGGUAUAAUGGAAAUAAAUUCCAGAGCUCGCCCCGGGGGAUGAAAAGUGUCGGCUACUCCCCUGAGGAACAGUGCUCUGAUAGAAGAGACUUGCCGAUGGACCAUCUCGUGGAGGAUGAAAACGAUGAGACAGGGGAAGACGACAACAACAACAAUUACUCCCGCGAAGACGACGCUCCUGGGUCCGGUGAUGUCAUCGCUAAGUGCAGGGUCACGUCAGUGGCGGACCACGCUCUGUCUCCGUACUCGGACAGGACUUUCUUCUCCGAAGGAGAACGAUACUCCGCGGUGAGGCCGAGAGGGGACGCCAAGGAAGGCCCUUACGGCAUCAAGUCCGAGCAGGCGAACGACGCUGGCAGCGAUUACAACAGCGGCGACGAGAUCAAAGGCCGGGCCAGCUGCGAGGUGGACGAAGGUGAGAACGGCUGUGACGAUGACGACGAGGCUUCCGAAAGAGAUAAAGAGCUGGAAGAGAUGGGAAAGAGGAAGCAGAGGAGGUACAGAACCACCUUCACCAGCUACCAGCUGGAAGAACUCGAGAGAGCAUUUCAGAAGACACAUUACCCGGAUGUAUUUACCAGAGAAGAGCUCGCCAUGAGAAUAGAUCUGACAGAGGCUCGAGUGCAAGUUUGGUUUCAAAAUAGAAGAGCUAAAUGGAGAAAGAAAGAAAAAGUCGGUGGUCAGUCAAAUCCUUUUAACCCCUACCCACCUGGAUUGGGCAUGAUGACCAGGGGUAUUCUGGGACCUCCACCUGGACCACAUCUUCAUCAUCCACAUCACCCUUACCAAGGAUCCUACUCUGAUCUACUCUUGAAGACCUACGAGAACACGCUUAUGUCCAGGUACGGAGUUCCACCGCAGAUGAGCCCAUUCGGGAACGCUGGUUUCUACUCCCCCGCCGCGGCGUUCUCCUCUCUCGGAAUGACGCCGCAGGGAGGACUCGCGUCCAUCAGGGCACUCAAUCCCAUGUCGUUGUCUCUGCCGCCUCCGGGGUCUUUUCAGCACCUCCUUGCAAGCAUGACCUCGACGGCCCUGAAAGCCAGACAGACGGCGGACGUGACAUCGUUCUCGCCGCCCACUACUCCGGUUCUGUCCAAGACGACGACGCCGUCGCCUCCUAGCAACGAAACAGACCCGGCCAAUCGUAAGCAGACGUCACCCGAUCUGGGCCACGAAGAGGAACUCAACAGGGGUUUGCUACUUCCUGUGAAGGGUGACGUCAGAAACUCCAGCAUAGCAUCCUUGAGACUGAAAGCGCGCGAACAUCAGCUAAGACUAGGCGCAGACAACACAACAAGGAUUGUUUACUGAGUUAUCUUCUCUUAUCUAUGUAUUCCUGUUUAAACGUCCCCAGCAAAAUUCCUAAAAAAUAUUGCUAGAAGAUCUGAAGAAAAGUUGGUGUCUAACGUUGAAGAAAUAGAGACUAAUCAAAUACGCCCAGGCAUUAUUAGAAACAUAUAUUUGUGUUACAACUAUUGCGUACUAUACUUACGAUCCUGCAACUCAUAUUAUAAUCUCCAACCUCUGUCAAUAGCAUAGGACCUUGUUGGCCAGGUCUCAGUUCUGCGAAGUUCACAUUAUUUAAAACGUCUACACCAAAGAUUGUCAUUACAAGCCUCGGUUUGGCUAAUAACCAGAAACGUAUGAGCCAAAUAUAUUUUAAACGAGCCCUUUUGGCGGUAUUAAUGAGAACGCCAAAAUUACUUUGCAAGUCGAACGGGAAAAGAAAAAAAAGCUUCUUCUGACACCAAACAAUUUUAGUUUGGAAAUCCGGAAGCCCGCACUAUUAGACAAAUGUAUAGUUGCUUUUGGAAAUGAGUUGUUUUUCUUUAUUCUGAAAACAAGGAGGGAAGCUGGUUAAUUGUACAUAUUACAUUUAACUACUCAGACUCAUGAACAAGUAAGUAUCGAAAAUUUAACAUUUUGUGGACUGCAUGAAAACUUUGAACGUGUAAGAUUAAGGUUAUCAGAUGGACGGAAAAACGAGGACAUGUCCUCUUUUUCGGGUUUAUGCCCUCCUUAUGGCAGACAUUGGUCUAAACUGUGAAAAUGUCUGACUUUUACUCUGCUACAACUGCAAAUUAUCCAUUGAUCUUAUUCUGAUUUUAAAGUACAUUAUAGUUUAAACACACAAACUCAUUAAUUAAUUAAAAAAAACGCUGACACCAUUUAUUGGCUAUCUCCGACACAUAAUUUCGAUUGAUAUUGAAAACUUGUAUCGCAAAAGAAGUGAAAAAAUUAAUACAGGUAUAGAGUUCAAACUCAGUUAUCUGUUCUUUGUUUGCAUUUUGAUCCUUUGUAAGAUACGGUUUACAUUUUAAAGCAAUACAAUAGAAAAGAAGAGAAAGUAAUGUGGAGAAAGGUGAAAAGAUAUAAAACAGUCUCAUGGCAAAACGCAAGGAAAUGAAAAAAAGGAAGAUUUGGGAGAGAUUUUAAAAUAAAUAGACAAAAUAAACAUUGUCAAGGACGCCAUUUUGAAAGAAAACUGUUGACAAACUGUACACCGGAUACACCAAAAAAAAAACACAAAAAGCUCUAGCUGUAUAUGUCAGUUAUCUGUUAUAGAUAGGACUCGUCUAUAUCCUCAUGUAUAGAGUUUGGAAGAAUCUAUCUUUGCUUGUCUCUUUUUCUGUAUUACAUUCAUUGUUUAUUGUUAUACGAGAUGCUUUUUAUAUAUGUAACUAAUUUAAUAAUUUCUGAAAUGCUUUUUAAAAAAGUGCAAACAAUUUCAAAUUGUAUGAACUAAUUUAUUAAUUUGAUUUUAUUUUUUAUUUGUGUCACUGUUUUAGAUUGUAUAAAUUAAUUUAUUCGUUUGAUCAUAAAGUUUUUUUGUUUGUUUUUUAUCUGUGCCAUUCCCGAAAUUGUGAA
Molecule: messenger RNA, 4144 nt
Organism: Biomphalaria glabrata
Lineage: Eukaryota; Metazoa; Mollusca; Gastropoda; Planorbidae
Product: homeobox protein aristaless-like
Exons: 4
Coding region: 953-2587 (544 amino acids)
Biological process (GO): regulation of transcription by RNA polymerase II
Molecular function (GO): DNA-binding transcription factor activity, RNA polymerase II-specific; RNA polymerase II transcription regulatory region sequence-specific DNA binding
Source: RefSeq, a predicted model, not a curated record